UCUAACCUGGAUUGAUUCCAUUGUACCCAAAAAAAAAAAAAACGCAACCUUUCUCGGGAAAAUCUUCAAUCCCUGGAAGAACAAAUAUCGAUCAUCUUACGCUUUUUGAUUAUCUCUGUUUUCUUCAGCUUCUGUUAGGGUUUUUGUCGAUAAGAGAAACCAAGUAAACAUUCUUCGUGUUGUUGUGAGGGUUUAAUAAAAGCUUUUGGGGGUGAGACUGAGAGAGAGAGAGAGAUCAGAGAUGGGUCAAACUUUUCGUAAGCUUUUCGAUACUUUCUUCGGAAACCAGGAGAUGAGGGUCGUUAUGCUGGGGCUAGAUGCUGCUGGGAAGACAACGAUACUGUACAAGCUCCACAUUGGAGAAGUUCUCUCAACCGUUCCCACAAUCGGUUUCAAUGUUGAGAAAGUUCAGUACAAGAAUGUGAUGUUCACUGUUUGGGAUGUUGGUGGCCAAGAGAAGCUCAGGCCCUUAUGGAGACAUUACUUCAAUAAUACCGAUGGACUUAUAUAUGUGGUAGACUCCUUGGACCGAGAGAGGAUCGGUAAAGCAAAGCAAGAAUUCCAGGAUAUCAUAAGAGACCCAUUCAUGCUCAACAGUAUCAUUCUAGUGUUUGCCAACAAACAAGACAUGAGAGGAGCCAUGUCUCCACGAGAAGUAUGUGAAGGGCUUGGCUUACUUGAUCUCAAGAACAGGAAAUGGCAUAUACAAGGCACAUGUGCUCUUCAAGGAGAUGGCCUCUAUGAAGGCUUAGACUGGUUAUCCUCUACGCUCAAAGAGGUUAAAGCUGCUGGUUACUCAUCCGUUGGUCCCUCGUUUUAACACUCACUCCAUUUACUAGCUAAAAUUGACAUACGAAAAGUACCAUAUCAAGCUCUCAUGGUGUUCAGUCUAUCCACCAUUAUAUAUACUUUUAGUCCAUGGCCAAAGUCUUCUUCUUGGCCUCUGAUAUGUUAGUAAUAUCACAAAAUCAAAAUCUUCCAAAUACUUAUAAUGGAAGUUGUUACUCUUUUCUUUUGUCUCUUCAUAUGGCCCUGCUUCUAGAGCUUCAUUGUAAAUUCUGAUGGAUAAAAAAUCUGCAAAAUUCUCAUGGGAUCAUCAAGUGUCCCUUGAAGCUAUAAUAGAUGAUUGAUCUUUUUGCGUCUC
Molecule: messenger RNA, 1144 nt
Organism: Camelina sativa (false flax)
Lineage: Eukaryota; Viridiplantae; Streptophyta; Magnoliopsida; Brassicales; Brassicaceae
Source: RefSeq, a predicted model, not a curated record